Fusarium redolens is the source of this 581-nucleotide messenger RNA. RefSeq lists its product as uncharacterized. The record is from RefSeq and is a predicted model, not a curated record. The transcript is spliced from 3 exons. NCBI's taxonomy places the organism in Eukaryota, Fungi, Ascomycota, Sordariomycetes, Hypocreales, Nectriaceae. The coding region runs from base 137 to 406 and encodes 89 amino acids.
CAAUACUACACCAGCAUCGUGUUCAAUAGAAGAUGCCUCCACCUUUCAGUCUCAAUCUUCGCUUUCAGGCAUAACCUAGAUUCCCCGAGCAGGAACUCACGCGGCUUGUGAAUCCUGUCGAAAGAAGAAGACGCGAAUGCAACUAAAACCAGUGCAGUGUACUGGCGGUAGGCCUAUGUGUCAGCGCUGCAUUGAAACCACCACAAAGAUAUCAGCCCUGGAGAGUCGCAAUAGCGAAGUGAUCACCGAGUUGGAACAGCUACGCGAGCUAUACGCCCUGAUACACUCACGGUCAACUGAAGAGGCACAAGAGAUCUUCAACUGCAUACGGAAGAAUAGUAAUCCUAUCGGAGUCUUACAGAUGGCCAAGGCCUCAGACCUACUACUGCAGGGGACUUCGCCCUAAGAGACAGGCAUGAAGGUACAGGCCAGGCGGGAAUGUACUUUCGAGUAAGGCGGAACCCUUCAUCAUAACUGAGAACCAGACUCGCAGAAGAUAUUCGUAUUCUCGUUCGAGAUCGGAAGAGCAGCGGGAUAUAAUAUUAAGCCGUAAAGCUCUUCGUGGGUGUUGUAAAUGAGCG